This is a messenger RNA of Bolinopsis microptera, 3107 nucleotides long. RefSeq names its product A disintegrin and metalloproteinase with thrombospondin motifs adt-1-like. Bases 592 to 2784 code for a protein of 730 amino acids. The transcript has 15 exons. Lineage: Eukaryota; Metazoa; Ctenophora; Tentaculata; Lobata; Bolinopsidae. The record is from RefSeq and is a predicted model, not a curated record.
GAUGAUGAAAAUCUAAAAUAUAUGGCUACAAUGAGCAUUUUAAUAACAAUAUUAAUUCAAUCCUAUAAGUAUAAUGUGCCAUGUAAUAAUAUUAAAACCGUUAUAUGUAUCUACUUAACAAACUCCUUAUCGUCGUGUAACCCAGAAAAUGUGUUGCUGUUAAAAGAUAAGCAGUGUUAUCACCCAGAAUUCAACCCAGUUAUAAUAACAAAUUUGAAAAUGGGGAGACCAAAUUUUUAAUUGUCUAUCCAUCACAAUCUGAUGAGUCAGUUGUUACUGGUGACACGUAUCCUAGUGGUGGUCGUCGAUAACACGCUAUAUGAUGCGCUAAAAGUGGUCUGGGUUUCUUUUCCUUUUUCUUACUUACUCCUGCACUGCUACUUUUGAUUGCUGAACUUGUCGAGACAGUGUUCUCAUCUUCUAUUGAUUUAGCUUGACUGCAAACUGCGCCGUUCCUGAUAAAAUGAUGUUCGUUUGGCGUUUCUCGAGCUUCCUCUUUCAAUUCUGCUACCAGUUUUCUUUAUUGUAGAGUGAAUAUCUUCAUAUCUUCAUCAGCUGCUAAACCGAAUAUCACAAGAAUGGGGUGACUGGAUGAGAAAACCGUGUCCAAAACAGAAACGAAACCAGUGUGUGAUAAAAACCAAUGAAUUUAGGCAAUGUGGCUGCAAACUCAAUCCCGGUCUUAAAAACAUUGGAAAUAGCAGGUGUGAAGGGGAUAUGUACAUUAGGGACGUUACAGAUUGUCCACUGGUUCCGUACGGUGAAUGUAAAUGCAUAUGGAUGCAAGGGAUAUCCACCCAUUGUGAAGUGGGCAGAAAAACAUGUGACAGCAGUGUAACAAGUGUCACAGCCCCCCGUUGUGCGUGUAAACCUAGCUGGCAUGAAGGAGCUUGUGAGGAGACUACAAAACCCCAACUUCUACUAGAGCAAACCUGUCCUCCUACCUUGCAAUAUGAGUGGGAAGAAUGGGAGAGUUGGAGUGACUGCGACGUGUUCACUUGUAAGAGGAAGAGAUAUAGAAAGUGCGGGUGUCAGGACGACACUGGGGUCCACUUGGAAAGUAACUGUGAUGGAGAAGCUUUUCAAACAGAGACCUGCCCGACAGUGUGGGGACCGUGGGAGGGCGGGUGCACUUCAGAGGAGCCAACAUGUGCAGCCUCUCUUGCAAUAGCUCGUAGGUCCUGUUGCUGUCAAGCAAAUAGAGGUAUACAGUGGGAGGGCAGCGAGGCACAGGACAAAUGUGGAUAUCUGGGUGGCUCUGCAACACGAGAGGAGGAAUGCGCUGCCAAACCAUAUGAUGUGACAAGUUGGGGGGAGUGGUCAGGAUGUGACAACACUUGCAACCAGCGACAAGACAGAGAUUGUGCCUGCACUGACGAAACAAAUAGACAGGAUCUUGACAGGAGCAAGUGUGCUAAUGGUACUAGCUACCAAAUGGAAAAAACCUGCAGCAAAGGUUGGAGCGAGUGGAGUAACCCUGACUGCGGAGAUAUAACCUGUGUAAUGAAAACAAGACCCAGAUUCAGAAUGUGUUUGUGCGAGAAUGGGCUCAUGUUAGACAACAGGGAGUGCGGAAAGCUCUUCGAGAUAGCAGUUAAAUGUCCCUUUAUCCCUCCCGACGAUCCAAAAUGCAUAAACUGCAUUUGCUCGGAGUGGGAAUGUGACGAAGAGUGUGAUAACACCUACACUAGGAAGUGUGGUCCUACUCCUGGGUGUGAUAUUGAGGCACGGUUUACGAAAGAUAACUGCUGUUUAGACAAGCCACCUUGCACGUGCACAGAGUGGGAAUGUAAAGAGUCAUGUGACGCUACCAUGAUCCGGACCUGCGAGAACAAGUGCGAUAUUGAGGAGAAACCUAUAGCCCAGCCCUGCUGUUCUGUUGAGCCUGUUUGCACGUGCACGGACUGGCAGUGUGCGGACACGUGUGACGGGACUAUGAUCAGGAACUGUGCGGAGGGGUGCGAGAGGGAGGAGGAGAAGGAAAUAGGACAGUUGUGCUGUGACGCGGAUAGGUGUGAAUGUUCUGAAUGGCGGUGUACGGAGUCCUGUGAUGCUACCAUGAUCAGGGACUGUACUCCUGGGUGCGAUAUCAUGGAGGAGAAACCAAUCGCUCAACUUUGCUGUGGCGUUAGAGAAGGAGGAGACAACAAAGAGGAAGAAAAGGAAGAAACAUGGGGAGACGAAGAAGAAGAAGAAGAUUGUAACUGCGGGAAGUGGGUAGGAGUAUCGUGUGUUCUUGAUGAGAGUGGGUGUGUGCAGGAGGAGUGGAGAGUCUGCAGUCCCAAUUACUGUCAGGAACAAGUGCGCAAUGUGACCAGUACAUGCUGUGAUAACGACCAGUCAGUCAUACCAGAGGACUGUUCAGCCUGCGGACGGUGGAUUGACAUAGGAAAAUGUAGAGACGAUAAGAACGGGACACAUCAGUGGAGGAGUACGCGAGUCUGUGACAAGAAUUCCUGCGAAGAGUUCAGAUGUGUACCUGACGGGAAGCACUGUAAAGAAGAAAAGUGUGGACAGUGGUACGAUAUAGGAAUAUGCGAUCUUCAGCCAGACCAGGGGAACGGAAUUCAUCAAUGGAGGGACACAGAGGAGUGUUUCUGUGAGCCUUACCGAUGCCGUCCAACCAGUCCAGAAGCUCCUGAUGAUCUAAAAUUGUGUGAGUGCACUGGAUGGCAGGAUAUUUCGGGAUGUGACGUGGAUUGUAUCAAUACAGUUAGCAGGAGUUGCAAUCCUCCCGCUUGUGCUGAAGAGUGGCGUAUUCAAUCUGGAUUCUGCUGCAAUUAAGCCUUUUAGUCACACUACUCCAUUUUCAUUGUGCAUUGUGUCGAAUAAUGAUUCAUCUCGUACUGUUAAUUUAUUUGGUAUUUUGUGUCAGUCACAAGUGUCAGUCACAUUUUGUUAAAGUAUUCAGAAAUAGUGAUAAACCUUGUUAAACAGAGUUUGACAGAUAUUGUUAACCAUGAGGUGGCAAGCAAAAUACCUCGUAGUAUUCCGCAUUUUGUCUGACACACUUUAUGACUUUACAAUAUAUAAUUAUUGUGCAAUUUGAUUUCAAUUCCCUUAUUGCUAUUGGACUGCGCAUUCAUUUUCACAUUUCAUAUCAUUUA